CAGAUGUCAGCCUACAACAAACCGAUCCUAUGUCUGCAAACAUCCUUAUAGAUUACCCCACAGGUUAUAGCUGUAGACGCCCUACUUGCCUUGAUUCUCGCUCAAGUCCAGCAUGUGGUUGGGUUCCAGAUUCCUGAUCAUUGCGCUUCUCCAUAGCAUCGUCCCAAGAACCCUUACCGAUACCAUAAGGUUCUUGAGGCUAAUCCCAACCGAAGACACGAUUUGGCUCGAGAGUUCGGUCAAAGAGCCCGGUCAUUGGACGAUAACCCCAAGCGAAUUGGAUCCAGAAGAGUUGUACUCGGCCCUGCGAGAGCAGGCACAUGGACCUCAAGCUAUUCAGCUUCUCAUCGAUUAUGCCAAAAAGAACGCUGACGUCCAAUCGGCCCCGUCGUUCAUCGUGGCUGAUGAGGUCUACCGUCGGCAAAACACUUGGGAACUGUUGGAUCGCGCUGGCAAUUAUCGGCCGGUCGAUCGUGAUCUUGCACAGCUGCUCUUCACAACCGUCUUGAAUAUAUUCGAGAAAAGAGAAGAAGAGAUCAAGAUGCGUCUAUCCAGAGAGACAAGAGAACAAAAAGAAAUGAAAGAAAAAGAAACACAGAAACAAUUUGUAGAUCAUUCGUGUUGCUUCCAACCCUGCAGGGGUGUGAAGUGGUUGAGCCGGAAAAUUGAGAAGCCUUCAUCUUCAGCGCCGGGUACUCAAUCCAAACACCAGUCGGCUCAAUCCUUAUAAGGAAACCGUGGCGACGAGUGGGAUUGCUUAACAACUGCUUGAUUUCCGGACAUGCAUGUCCAGUUUUUCGUGCAGUCCUAUCCCCAUCUUUCAGGUCCCAAUUGCAUUCAGUUUUUCGGGCCCCGGCUCAAAAGUCGAUUUUUAUUAUUCUUGAGUACAAAAAAUUGGUGCUUCAGAGUAAAUGCCAGUCUUGAGAUUCGACUCAAUUUUUUGAAAAAAGUACCAGCUUGCAAAAAUAUCACAUCCCAUUUACCCAUACAUCUUCUUGUGUUUGUCACUCUUCCUUAUCUUCAUAUAACUCAAGGUGGCUCCACUGAAGGUGAAUCCUGAAAGCCUUAAUUAUCUUAUUAAACUCGAUAUUUCCACUAUCUUCUGUACGGUCAGCUCUAAUUCCAAGCCUAUAACCCCUUCCACUCGUCAACUGCACUACAACACACUCUCAAAAAUGCGUGAUGAAAAGUUCUGGUCUCACCGGCAAGUGGGCAUGCCUUGGACCUGCUAGGCUGCUUGCUGUGAAGGACCCGUCCUUAGCCAGAACUCACAAGGUCCUUCUCCCGCAGGAAUCCUUCCCGGCAAACGGACACUCCUGGUACCGUCUUGUCGAAGAAGACUCCUUCCCAAAGAGGACAACAAGGUAUAUCUCCUGGCUGAGCAGCGGUUUGAGAAGAGCUGGGGAAGACCAAUGAUACUCCUCAUGAUUCUCCCAGUCCUCCCCACAGAUCACAGAACAACCCCUAUUAGGGUUAU
Puccinia graminis f. sp. tritici CRL 75-36-700-3 is the source of this 1477-nucleotide messenger RNA. RefSeq lists its product as uncharacterized. The record is from RefSeq and is a predicted model, not a curated record. NCBI's taxonomy places the organism in Eukaryota, Fungi, Basidiomycota, Pucciniomycetes, Pucciniales, Pucciniaceae. The transcript has a single exon. Bases 113 to 730 code for a protein of 205 amino acids.